CUUACAUUACGUCAUUCGCAACGACGACAACAAUAACAACGCUAUCCUUGUCAUGUUCCUUGAGUGCACCCACUGUGCAAAUAUUAAUAAUUAUAUGUAAACCAUACAUAAUAUUGUAUGAUAUUUUUUUUAAAUGUUCAAUGGGUGUAGCAAUGCAGUAAGGAGUGUUGUGGCUAAUUUCGUGAGAUAAUUAAGAGCCGCCAACACAGCAGGACACACGUACCAGCCAUGGCUCAGCAAAGAGGAGUCAACAGUCUGCAGUUUAACCAAGAUCAGAGUUGCUUCUGCUGUGCCAUGGAAACUGGAGUCAGGAUUUACAAUGUGGAACCCCUAAUGGAGAAGGGUCACCUAGAUCAUGAGCAGGUAGGGAGCGUGGCGCUCUGCUCCAUGCUGCAUCGCUCCAACCUGCUUGCCAUCGUGGGAGGAGGCGUCAACCCGAAAUUCUCUGAGAUCUCAGUGCUUAUCUGGGAUGAUGCUCGGGAGUGCCGAGACUCCAAGGACAAGCUGGUAUUGGAGUUCACCUUCACUAAGCCAGUGCUGUCUGUCUUAAUGAGGCAUGACAAGAUUAUUAUCGUCCUGAAGAACAGGAUCUAUGUGUACAGUUUCCCUGACGACCCUGUCAAGCUGUUUGAGUUUGACACGCGGGACAAUCCCAAAGGCCUGUGUGAUCUGUGCCCCAGCAUGGAGAAGCAGCUGCUGGUCUUCCCUGGACACAAGUGUGGCAGCCUUCAGCUAGUGGACCUCUCCAAUACUAAGCCAGGCACGUCCUCAGCCCCCUUUACCAUCAACGCCCACCAGAGCGAGAUCGCCUGCCUGGCACUGAACCAGCCAGGAAGCGUGGCCGCCUCGGCCUCCCGGAAGGGCACCCUCAUCCGACUGUUCGACACCACCACUCGGGACAAGCUGGUGGAACUGCGGCGGGGCACUGACCCAGCCACUCUGUACUGCAUCAAUUUCAGCCAUGAUUCGUCUUUCCUCUGUGCUUCCAGCGAUAAAGGAACCGUCCACAUAUUCGCUCUGAAAGACACCAAACUCAACCGCCGCUCUGCGCUGGCUCGUGUGGGAAAGGUGGGCCCUGUGAUCAGCCAGUAUGUGGACAGUCAGUGGUCCCUUGCGAGUUUCACCGUGCCAGCCGAAUGUGCCUGCAUCUGCGCUUUUGGGAAGAACACCUCCAAGAAUGUCAACUCUGUUAUAGCCAUUUGUGUGGAUGGGACAUUCCAUAAGUACGUCUUCACCCCAGACGGAAACUGUAACCGCGAGGCUUUCGACGUCUAUCUGGAUAUUUGUGACGACGACGAUUUCUGAGUGUGGAGAUGGAGAAUCAUGUGAAGGAACCUGUUGAUUAGGGCUGCGGAUGGAAAUGUGAAGCAGCAGCUUUUUAAAAAAAUUAAUAAAAAUGUACGACUAUGAAGGGAAGAUGUGCGAUUAUAUAUGAGAAUAUGGGUGAAUGAGGCUGCUUUUAAGUCAUGGUUUGUAUGUAAUCAUAUUUAAACAAGUGUCCUCUGUAAAGAAUAAAGAAUGUUUUAUAAUUA
Brienomyrus brachyistius is the source of this 1532-nucleotide messenger RNA. RefSeq names its product WD repeat domain 45 (gene wdr45). Bases 229 to 1305 code for a protein of 358 amino acids. Gene Ontology annotation, molecular function: phosphatidylinositol-3,5-bisphosphate binding; phosphatidylinositol-3-phosphate binding; protein binding. Gene Ontology annotation, biological process: protein lipidation; protein localization to phagophore assembly site; nucleophagy. Lineage: Eukaryota; Metazoa; Chordata; Actinopteri; Osteoglossiformes; Mormyridae. The transcript is spliced from 11 exons. The record is from RefSeq and is a predicted model, not a curated record. Gene Ontology annotation, cellular component: cytosol; phagophore assembly site membrane; extrinsic component of membrane.